AAACAAACAAGAUCCGAAACACCCCGCCGCAGAGGAGCGCUUCCGGGUCAUGGGGGAUUCGAAUCGGGGCCGGCUUCUCCCUCAGCAGCGAAGUGGGAGGAAGACAUGUCCACGCUCUUUCCUUCCCUCUUCCCACGAGUCACCGAGGCGCUGUGGUUUAACCUGGACCGGCCAUGUGUGGAUGAGAAUGAGCUUCAGCAGCAGGAACAGCAGCAUCAGGCCUGGCUGCAGAGCAUCGCUGAGAAAGAUAACAACUUGGUCCCAAUUGGGAAGCCUGCCUCCGAGCAGACUUAUGACGAGGAGGAAGAAGAGGAUGACGAAGAUGACGAGGACAGCGAGGAAGACUCCGAAGACGAUGAGGACAUGCAGGACAUGGACGAGAUGAACGACUACAAUGAGUCUCCGGAUGAUGGGGAGAUCAAUGAGGUGGAUAUGGAAGGGGCUGAGCAAGAUCAGGACCAGUGGAUGAUCUAGAUUCC
Messenger RNA from Lacerta agilis (Sand lizard), 479 nucleotides. RefSeq names its product anaphase promoting complex subunit 15 (gene ANAPC15). The transcript has 5 exons. The record is from RefSeq and is a predicted model, not a curated record. Gene Ontology annotation, biological process: regulation of mitotic cell cycle spindle assembly checkpoint. Gene Ontology annotation, cellular component: anaphase-promoting complex. Bases 106 to 474 code for a protein of 122 amino acids. Lineage: Eukaryota; Metazoa; Chordata; Lepidosauria; Squamata; Lacertidae.